Aureobasidium musti is the source of this 966-nucleotide messenger RNA. The record is from the annotation of a GenBank genome assembly. Lineage: Eukaryota; Fungi; Ascomycota; Dothideomycetes; Dothideales; Saccotheciaceae.
AUGGUCAAGAUAGCGAUUGCAGGUGGCUCCAGCAACGUUGCUGCGGAGAUUAUUGAUGUCCUUGUUGCAACUGGCAAACACGAGAUCUUGCUAUUGUCUCGAANNAAGUAUGCGAAGAUUGCGCUUCUGUGGUUCAAACAGCUUACUCCGACUUUAAUGCAGGGAGUUUCCACUAGUGCUGCAAUCAAAGGCACGAGUCGGGUCCAGGUGGAUUACCAAAGCCAGACGCAAUUGAGACACGCACUUAACGGAGUACACACACUGCUCUCAUUCGUCUCCGAACAGGAAGAUCCUAACAGCCCGCUCCAAAAGAACCUGAUCAAGGCUGCGAUUGACGCUGGUGUGAAGCGUUUCGCACCCAACGAAUGGGCAACCUGGUACUCAUACAAGGGCGAAACCCGUCGUUACCUUCAGAAUCUAAACAAGGAGCAUCAGUGCGGUCUCUUCCUGAACUACUUGACGAGCCCUUACCAAUCAGCCAAGCAUCUUCGGCAAAUGCAAACACCCUUUGACUUUGACCAAGGUCGCUGCAUCAUUGCUGAAGGUGGUAACGACAACCGCGUUACCUUCACAACUGUUCAGGACCUGGCGCAAGUCGUCGCCAGGGCUGUAGACUAUGAGCAUCCAUGGCCAGUUGUCGGUGGUAUUUCUGGAGUUGAGAUGUCCCUGAAGCAGAUGAUUGAGCUCGGAGAGAAGACUAGAGGCAAACCAUUCAAAGUCGAGGAGAUUCCUCUGGAUGAGCUGAAAGACGGAUCGUGGAAAAGCUCUUGGUCGCCAAAGAUUGAUCACCCGGCUAUGCGGCCUCAGAAGGACGAUCAGCUGUCGAGAUACAUGGUUGCCGAGAUCCUUCGAGGUAUCUCAGCUGGGGACUACGUAUGCUCGGAUGAGUGGAACAAACUGCUGCUGGACUUCAAGUUUACAGAGACUGAGGAAUUUUUGAGCAGUGCUUGGGAUGGCAAACCAUAG